This is a messenger RNA of Lonchura striata (white-rumped munia), 1081 nucleotides long. NCBI's taxonomy places the organism in Eukaryota, Metazoa, Chordata, Aves, Passeriformes, Estrildidae. The record is from RefSeq and is a predicted model, not a curated record.
GUUCUCCAGGGCUGGGAUUUGGGCUCGGCUGAUGCUCGCGGCUCCCUCCCAGCUGAGGAUUUUCCAUCCUUUGAUGAUUCCCUCGCGCUGCGGGGUGCGGGAAUCCCCCGUGUCCCACCUGUGGGGACCACUGAGGAUCCCAGGGCUUCACCUGAGCCAUCCCAAAUUUGGGCUGCGACAGGACAGGGCAGGAGGACACCGGGAGGGGACCUGGGCACGGGAGGGGACGCACGGGGUGAGUGUGUGUGUGUGGCGCUGCCGCCUGUGGAUCCUGUGCACAGUGAAUAAACUCCUCUGUAUUCCCACUGCCGCCGUUCCCACCUGGAAUUCUGCUUCCGCCUGCCGCCGCCUCUUUCCCCUCUCUCUUGGCUGUCCCUCGGUGUCCCGGUGUGUGCCGUGCGCGCCCUAAAAUCCCUCCCGGUUGCCUCCCGGUAAGUCCCGGUGGGGUUCGGAGCUUCACGGCCGAGCCGGUGACCUCGCUCCUGACCUGGCAUCGUCCCCACGGGCUGUGCCCGGCAAAGGGUGGUGGCACAUCUCCAUCCAUCCAGGGCUCCGCCAACCAAUUCUAACCCUUUCCCCCCGUCUGGGUUUUGUCCCGGCAGAGCGGCGGCGUCUCCAUCCCGGCGAUGAAGGUGGUGAACCCGGCGUCGCGGCUGAAGCAGGGCCAGCAGGGCAGCCCCGACAAGGGCAAGCACAUCAAGCAGCGCAUGGAAUACAUGCGGAUCCAGGGCCAGCAGCAGGCCACUAGACCAUCUAAAGAGGCCAGUGAGACCUCCCCCACGGUCUCAGAAAAACCCGCAGCUGGCAGAACAUCCAUCCCCGUAUUGACUUCCUUUGGGGCCAGGAACUCCUCCAUCUCAUUCUGAGCUCCCUGCCAGCUCCGCCCGGCCGCUCUCCUGCUCCCGGGGCCUUCCUCCUCUCUUCCUCGGGCUCCUCCUCCUCCUCCCUGGGACUUGGCUUCUCCUUGAGGCGCUCUCCGCAGGGGAAUCCGCCACCUGUGUCCCCUGCUCUUUCUGUUUUUCAUCCGUGCUUUUUGUCGCCUUCCGCUCCGCCAAAAAAAAAAGAACUUUUGUGUCUCGCC